Messenger RNA from Stereum hirsutum FP-91666 SS1, 2490 nucleotides. RefSeq lists its product as uncharacterized. The transcript is spliced from 4 exons. NCBI's taxonomy places the organism in Eukaryota, Fungi, Basidiomycota, Agaricomycetes, Russulales, Stereaceae. The record is from RefSeq and is a predicted model, not a curated record. Bases 1 to 2490 code for a protein of 829 amino acids.
AUGCUCACCUCCCCGAAUCUGCGCGCUCUGAGCUCGUGCGGACAACACAAGGGACCAGAUAUACAUUCAUAUCUUACAUCACAAGCUCGCUUUGCCAAAGUUCACGCUACGGAAGGUCGUCAGGCUCGAGAAUCCUGGGACACGAACGAACUGACCCAGGGCAAAGCAAACGCCCCUAUCCCACCUAUUGCCUCUGUCUGGACGUCUGGAUUUGAUACGCCAGUUCUAAAGGCUCGGACCAUCGAACCAAAGGACAAACUCGGUACUCGUAUCAAUGCUGCGCAGGUGAAGGUGAAAGAAUCUGAAGAAACCGCCCGUAUCAGUACGAAGACGAGCAGAAAGAAGGGCACCUCCCCGCCGCGAUCUCCGCCACCCGCGAAGGCCAUAUCACGACCAGCAGCCCUAUCGCCCAAACGCAUAGCAAACAAGAAGCGCAACUCGGAGAAGGAACUCAAGAAACGCCCGGCGCACGACACAGAUGACGAGCAAACGCAUCAUCUCACUGAACGAAGGGAGCGAAAACGUGCGAGGCGCGAGAUCAUGAAGCCAACCGCUCCACAACCUCCAUCCGAGACAGGGGUAGACGAGGGCGACGAUGAGCGAAUCACUCUGAAGAAAUCCAAGGGCAAGAAGACCAAAGCCAAGGCUCCGAAGAUGCCGGCAGGACUUGCUCUUAUGCAUGGUUUCUCGGCAACCAAUGUAGGGAAACAUAGGCUUACGCUCGAUCCAAGAAUUGCCCCGGGCGUAUUCGGGAGGGGCAAGGCAUCUGCUAAGGCUGAUGCCAGGAAGCAGUCGUUUUCCAAAGGAAAUCAUCAAUAUGGGUUCUCCGAGGAUCUAUUUCUUCGUGGUACUCGACAAUCUGCUUCUCGCAAACGCCGCCAGCCUUCUUCAGACGAGACGAACGACUCCGCGUCGACGACAUCCUCCAGCUCACCAACACAUCCAGACCCGCCUCUCUUUUCCCACAGGGUCGUGAAGCAGAAAGCCUCCGCACGUGCCACGAGACCAUCGCCGAAAGCUAGGGUGUCUAAAGGACCGCCUUCUCAGUUUAGCUCAAGUGCUCCAAAGAGACACGCCGGCUCGCACACUCCUCAGCACACUCCUCAGCACUCUCCAAGUCGUCACACAGCCUCUGAAGUUUGGGACAUCGAGAUAGAGGACCGUCUCUUGCCUUCGGGAUCAGGCAUCUCCGUUGCAAGCGCUAAUGCGGCCGAUCACUCAGACACUGGAAAUGCUCCGCCCUCUCCGUUGAACCACGUUUGCUCAAAUCCUCUUGAUGCUCUUGUUGCGCCUUUCCAUCCAAAAACACUCUCCGAAGAUCCUCAGCUUCCUGAUACCGCUCUUCAGAAUGCGGUUUUGCACGUAGAACAUGUGCGGUCCGACUCUUCUCUAGGCCCCUCUGAAUCUGCGUCUCAGGUCCUUCAGCAUGCCCUACAGCAAAGGGCUACUCUGGCUACGCGUUCCAGGUUUUUCACAGAUCAAUCUCCCUUGGUGGAGUCGAAGACAGUGCCUCAUAAUAUUCAGUCACAGCAUUUCAAUGAGCAGGCGUAUCUUCCACCAACGUCAUUACAGCCAACUCGUAAUAACCUGAUAUCCACACCUUCCAAAGACAAGAAAGGCUCUUUAUCUUCCUACGGUCAUACCCAUCAUGUGCACUCUGUACGACAACCUUCCCCCAUGGCAGCUCCACUCAUUCAGCGCGCUUGCUCGUCGUCCCACUCUCUGGAGCGAGACCUCACCUCCCUCACGGAUCUUGCUGGCUAUCAGCCUUGCUUGGAAACAUCUCUCUCGAGUAUGCUUCGCUAUGACAAUUCAUCCACAGCCAAUGUCCUGCAGGAUCAUCGACGUCAAUAUUCACCUAUCAGUCGCUGUUCUGUCUCUCCAUCGUUGCCUAUCUCCUAUCUCUCUGCCGAAUUCAUGCCAUCGAAUCUGCUCGCCAUCUAUCCGGACGAUUCAGCCGGGCACGCCUCAGAGGUCCUUCUAGACGACAAUUUCACACCGUACUCCCUCCGUGACGACAUCGAAAACCAGGGGAUGCAUACUGAAUACGAUUACCCUGCCCAUGAGCACUUUUCCUCCGUGGUUUCCGACGACGAAUAUCACUAUCAGCCCGGAGGCGUCGACGAUAAUUUUGAUGCAAGCGGCUAUGAUGGCGUCGAAUUCAUGGACUAUAUGUCUGACCACGGCCAGAACUACACCGUUCCACCACAGGAAAAUCUCCAGCUCACACAGUCUUUGAUGACUUCGCGGAGUGAUCAUGGGGAUUUCCUAGACAUCCCUGACGCUUACAACAAUAAUACAGAAACCGAGGCACUGGAGGGGCACGAAGGACAGUGGGGCUUACAAGGAAGAGCACUUUUAAUGGGAUUAGACCGCGAGUCUCGUGGUGACACUCUGGCGAUGGGUGGUACUCGCUCUGCGGGCGUUUGGCGGGCUGAAGAGGAUGUUGCGCGAUCUUUGAGAAACCAUUGGCUUCCUCAGAGAUCAUGA